This is a messenger RNA of Penicillium canariense, 258 nucleotides long. RefSeq lists its product as uncharacterized. Bases 1 to 258 code for a protein of 85 amino acids. The transcript has 2 exons. The record is from RefSeq and is a predicted model, not a curated record. Lineage: Eukaryota; Fungi; Ascomycota; Eurotiomycetes; Eurotiales; Aspergillaceae.
AUGGGCUCCUCGCCCAACCCGUACCACUCGUGCCAGCGCUACGGCAGCGCGGGCGCCAGCUCCAACAAUAACGGCUCCGACUGGCGCGGCAAGCAGCGCCACAGGUACGAGGAUGAGAUUUACUUCGUCUGGUACCACCACGAGAAGAAGUGUCCCGCACUGCGCGAGCAGCACCGCAUGCGCGUUGAGGCCACGAACCCGGAGUUGGCCACCCCGCGCUUCGGCGCUAUUGAGUGGGCCAGGGUCUGGUAUCCAUAG